This is a messenger RNA of Brassicogethes aeneus, 643 nucleotides long. Lineage: Eukaryota; Metazoa; Arthropoda; Insecta; Coleoptera; Nitidulidae. The record is from the annotation of a GenBank genome assembly.
CUAGUGUUUUUAUUUACAUUGUGAUCAUAAAAAAGUUGUAUUGUGCAAAAAACCCCAAAGUUAUCAAUUUAUAAUCGCAAAAAUAUUAGCACACACUUAAAUAUUGCCUAAUUAUAAAUUUGUAAGCAUGAAAUACAAGAUAAAUCUGGAUUUAACAUCCAAAUACACUCUAACCUUAAAACUUUUCGAAAAUGUGAAAAAUAUGAAAGAAAUAAAAGAAAAAAUCACCGGUGGUAACUUUCAAUGCGGUCUUAUAAAGCCCAGUCGCAUUCUGGAUCCGUUCCAAGUUGCUGUAGCUGCUAAUAAAGCUGUCACGAGUGAUAUCAUUACAAGAACUCUGUAUACCGAAAUAUUAUUUAAUUUAUCCCUCUCAAGUAAUAUAUCUUCUUCUUUGAAGACCUUUGGCGCCAGCGAGGAAGAUACAGACUUACUUGUUGCAAUUUUAGCAAAAGAAGAUGAAGAAAAUGAUGUUUUAUUUGAUGAUAUUGACGGUGAAGAAGUUGAUGUAUUCAAGCUUUCCCAAAUUUGUGAUAUUAAGUUAAUUAAGAAGGAAUAUAAAAUAACUGAAGCUGAAUUGUUGAAUAAUAGUCUACUUGAUGUAAUUGUUAGCAAAAUUGCAGUAAAGGAUGUUGUUCAGCAAUAA